AUGCUGCUACUUGCUUUAAGUGUUGCUGUUUUCUUUGCAAAGCUGGCCUUUGCAAAGAAACAGCCUGAUGAUCUCACCACUGGCCUAACCACACCGGCUCAUAUACUUGUUGGGUUUCCCAAGCACAUAUCUGUUGCCAACAGGGUGCAAGGUUUCCCAUUCUCGAUUGACAAGGAAGUUACUGGCAUACCUUCGUGGAUGACUUUUAGCUAUCCAAACUUGCUUUAUGCUGUCGACGAGUCGUCAAAUGCUCUUACACUCUUUGAAAUCAACUUCUUUAAUACUGAUAAUACCCGACUUGUCGGCUGUGCAUAUGGUAAUGGUACCAUUGAUAUCUGGAACACUACAAAUGGCGGCCUGGGACUUAUCAAAACCGUUCCCUCACCAGGGCAGCCAGGUCCUGAUAAAGAACGACAAGCAAGCCCUCACCCCCACCAGGCAAACCUUGAUCCAACUGGCCGCUUCUUCGUUAUUAACGAUCUUGGUACAGACUCUAUGGUGGUUCUUGACUCCAAUUAUGAUGCCUUUCAGAUAGUGAAUAUCAUUCACAUCUCGCCCCAGGGUUGCGGCCCUCGACAUGGCGUUUUCUAUCCCCAAGGAGCAUUCAGAGCGACCCAUUAUAUUCUUGUCUGCGAGAUCAGUAACAAGGUUCUUGUCUAUACGGUAUCAUACCGUGAGAACUACCUUGAUUUCACAGAGAUCCAAAGUACUUCGACAUUUGGUCCUGGAUUACCACCCGCCAACUCAUCCAGUGCUGCUGCUGGGGCAAUCGUGUUAGCGGCAGAUAAUAGGCAUUUGUACGUUUCUAAUCGACAAACAGGGAACUCUACGGACUCCGUUUCCCAUUUCCAGAUUAAUCACUUAAAUUCUACCUUCCUUUCACUCCAGUUUGUAGGCUCUGCUUCUACAUAUGGGAUUUCCCCGCGGAUGAUGAGCUUCAGCCAUGGGGAUCGAUACCUGCUCAUCGCCAACCAAGCGGGAGGUUUUGGUCUCGUGGCUCUUGAAAGGCGGUUGGAUGGCACACUCGAGGCAGAGAAUCCCGUUUCUGUGUUGGGAGCACCCGACUUUACACCCCAGUUUGUCCAGCAGAUCACUUGA
Fusarium oxysporum Fo47 is the source of this 1098-nucleotide messenger RNA. Its product is annotated as Lactonase, 7-bladed beta-propeller-domain-containing protein. NCBI's taxonomy places the organism in Eukaryota, Fungi, Ascomycota, Sordariomycetes, Hypocreales, Nectriaceae. Gene Ontology annotation, molecular function: protein binding; 6-phosphogluconolactonase activity. The coding region runs from base 1 to 1098 and encodes 365 amino acids. The record is from RefSeq and is a predicted model, not a curated record. The transcript is spliced from 2 exons.